Messenger RNA from Armigeres subalbatus, 1518 nucleotides. RefSeq lists its product as uncharacterized. The record is from RefSeq and is a predicted model, not a curated record. Bases 116 to 1396 code for a protein of 426 amino acids. NCBI's taxonomy places the organism in Eukaryota, Metazoa, Arthropoda, Insecta, Diptera, Culicidae. The transcript is spliced from 2 exons.
AUAAACAAAUUCAAUGUUUAUGUCUAUAGCAUCUAUAGCGCUUGGUUUUGUAUUUGGUGAACGAUUUUGAUAGAGUUGCUCUAAUAUUUCGUUUGAAAAACAGUUUAAUCCGAAAAUGGGUGGCUGCCGGUGCACGUUCCGACAGUGUGAAAACAGUACCGCCAGCAAGCCGGGGAUGCACUUUUUCCACUUCCCCAUCCGGGACUGGCCUCGGUUGGAAAUUUGGGCCAUCAAUGCCGGCAGGCUGGAGUUCAAGGAGCUGCCGUUGAGCAAACUGAAGAACAAGGUCGUCUGUCAGGAUCACUUUGAAAAUAGGAUGUUCAUGAACUACCUGCAGGAAGGUCUGGUUAAAACUGCCGUGCCAAGAUUGGACAUAUUGGAAGACGGGAAGACGUGGAACGUGGAGACGAAUGAGAUCAACGAAAGGGAGGAGUGGAUCAUUCCGGAGAAAAACGAAUCAGUGGAAACCGAGACCACUCGGAUGGAGAUUCAAUUCGUUGACUCGGAGCAUGAAGAAUUCAACAUUACACCAGUUCUCAGCCCACCUAAAAUACUCAAUAAAACCAAUAAGAAAUCAACCUCUGCUAUGGCGCUUCUGGCGACGGUAAAUAAUGAGGAUCAUAAACAGGAAGCCCCUGCUGCUCCGGCACCGACUGCUAUUCUACGGAAAGUUCUGGUCAAACGUAAACCCAAACCGUCCGCGGAUAAUUCGCCCAAGAAAUCGAAAGUGCAGCUUCUCUCCAUUCACCGGCUACCGGUAAAGUCUUUGCCAAACUCUGUUCAACAGCGAGACUCUACUGCCGAAGAAAUUCCAUCCAUGGUAAUGCCCUCUUCUUCAACGGAUGUCACGGAAGAAACCCUGGCACAGGCAGCUCCACGUACCCAAUCGGCACCGAUAGAACCCCCAGCAUCUCCGGCGGUCACAAUCAUCACCGAUCCGGCGUACCAUGUGAAACUGGAUGAAGCAACAGCGCGGAUUGCGGAAGUGAAGAAACUUCUAACCGAUGUACUGAACAAACCCAUUCCCGAACCGAAGGUGAUAGAAGUUCCCGUUCCAACGCCGAUGCCGGUUCCGGUUCACAAGUGCGAACCGCAAUCCGACGAGAGUGGCUCCAAAAUGGAGAAGGGACCACACAUGAACAAGGUUCAGCUCUUCAACGGCAUCAAACGGUAUCUGAAUCCUACGAUGGUGGCCCUGCUGCGUAUGGAACUGUUUGCCGGAGCUCCGGAAAGGCAGUGGAAGUCGGACGAAAAAUCGUUGGCGGUCGAAUUGGUCAACUUGGGGGAGAACGUGUACGGCCACUUUUUGGACGAAUUUCGGUUUAGGUUGCCGGCGAAGAAGGAUGCUCUCAAGUGGAAGGAAGACGCGUUGGAUGACGAAGAUGAUGCGUCGUGAAGAUUGGGUGGACAGUUUACGGUAAGAUCUGUAGCAGUAAUAUCCUGAUUUGACUAUAUUUAAUUAAAAUAAUAAUUAAAAUAUUCUACAAUGAAUAGACGUGUUUCCAUACAUAAACAUAA